Molecule: messenger RNA, 825 nt
Organism: Gymnogyps californianus (California condor)
Lineage: Eukaryota; Metazoa; Chordata; Aves; Accipitriformes; Cathartidae
Gene: SMIM8
Product: small integral membrane protein 8
Exons: 3
Coding region: 40-318 (92 amino acids)
Source: RefSeq, a predicted model, not a curated record
GUCUCUGCUGCCCCUCAGAAGUAUUCAACAUUAAUUAAAAUGUCUUCCACCAAACCUCCAAAUGAAAAUGAAACACCCAAAGAGAGAAAACCAGGACUGAGGAAUGUUCAAACAACUAUGCUCUUCCGAGCUGUGAAUCCAGAGCUUUUCAUUAAACCUAACAAACCUGUGAUGGCAUUUGGACUCAUAGCAAUUACCCUCUGUGUGGCCUACCUUGGUUAUUUGCAUGCAACAGUAGAGAAUAAAAAGGACCUCUAUGAAGCAAUCGACAGUGAGGGGUCCAGGUAUAUGAGGAGGAAAACUUCCAAGUGGGACUGAGAACAUAAGGAAGGAAAUCAGCAAAUCAGUCACAGAACUUUUCAAGGCAACUACUGUUUUUUUCUCUGUCCAUUGAAAUAAUGGAUGUCUGUCUUGCUAUAUAAUCCAAUUUAAGUUCCUUUAUGAAACGCCAUGCCUGUACAAAUAAAUUGCAAUUAAGAUACAUGCGAACAUAAAAGUGAUUUUAAGAACUGUUGUCUGCGAUCUCCAUAGUAUGUCAGAAGAUGUGAAAUUACCUCGGAUGUGCAGUCAAGACUGGUAAAUGCCUUAGAAAUUUACAUGAUGGUUCAGCUCACUUCUCUCUUUGCUUUGAUUAAGUGAAAACAGGUUUUUCUUUUAUUUUUUAAACAGAAAGCAUAACGUAUUGUGUGUGAAAAGAACAAGUUGAUCUCUUGAUCUGUUGAAAGUUGAUAAUUAACAGUGGUGCGAGUAAAAUAAUUUUAAGGCAAGAAAGAUCUGAUAAAGCAGUCAUUGAAGGGUUUUAUUUAAUAAAGGAAUUUGUAAAAU